This is a messenger RNA of Ostrea edulis (European flat oyster), 580 nucleotides long. RefSeq lists its product as uncharacterized. NCBI's taxonomy places the organism in Eukaryota, Metazoa, Mollusca, Bivalvia, Ostreida, Ostreidae. The coding region runs from base 141 to 458 and encodes 105 amino acids. The record is from RefSeq and is a predicted model, not a curated record. The transcript is spliced from 2 exons.
ACCUCCAUUUUGUCCUAAUGAGAAAUUUGGAAUGUCCCUAUAUCCAAAACUCUUCCUUAAAGAAUGCUCUAACAGUCUACCAAAUUUCAUGCUUGUAUCACUAAUAGCACAAUCUUCCCACAUAUCUGCUGGACUAAAACAUGUCAGUGGAGAUGUAUCCCGUGAAGUCCUGCUCUGGGGAUGCCGACUCGUGGUUGAAGGCUGGAAUCAAUUUGAAAUGUCCUAAUGACACCAUCGGCAGGAACCUUUACCAGUGUGCCCCUAAGGAUGAUAAGACUGACUUGGUCGAGUUCUGCUUGAAGGGAUCCAGAGGGAGAUAUGAAGAAGGUCUAUGUGUGUACGCCUAUCCUAGUGGUCACCUAGAUGUGGAGGGAUGCGAGAAGUUUUUGUCUGGAUGUCCUGAAAAGUCUUACAUCAGCGAUGAAAUUUUCAACUGUAAGUUCAGUGCGAAUUUGUAAACGGACUGGAAAGUAUCACUAUCUGUCUGUCUGUCCGUCCGUUUGUCCGUUCGUCCACCCGCCCAUCCAUCCAUCCAUCUGCAAACCAACAACUCUCUCCAAAGUAGAUACAACCAGCAGAU